Mugil cephalus (flathead mullet) is the source of this 2974-nucleotide messenger RNA. RefSeq names its product cyclin-dependent kinase inhibitor 2A/B (p15, inhibits CDK4) (gene cdkn2). NCBI's taxonomy places the organism in Eukaryota, Metazoa, Chordata, Actinopteri, Mugiliformes, Mugilidae. Gene Ontology annotation, biological process: negative regulation of cell population proliferation; regulation of cyclin-dependent protein serine/threonine kinase activity. The transcript is spliced from 2 exons. Gene Ontology annotation, cellular component: nucleus. The coding region runs from base 526 to 906 and encodes 126 amino acids. Gene Ontology annotation, molecular function: protein kinase binding; cyclin-dependent protein serine/threonine kinase inhibitor activity. The record is from RefSeq and is a predicted model, not a curated record.
AAUUAUAAUACUAUUAGGAGCUACAGUUCUUUGAAAUGCACCUGAACCUACUUUAAUCCGCACGCGUUUUGUCAGCAAAGUGUGGUCUCCAUCCCAGACCGACCGAGGAGAGGAUCAGGACAGGAGUGGAGCACGUAGAAAUAAAGCAGCGCCCCUCGUCCGGCGCAUGCGCACUACAGCCACUGCAGCAGCGGCAGACAGUGACGUCACCCAUUCAAAAACACAGGCAAGCCCAGACACACACCGACCGAGCGACAGGAGGACAGGCGAUACGUAGAAACUUAUGCGAGCCAGGCAACCGGUGUCCCGAGCUAACCGACGAGCCGAGGUGGUGUGGCGGGGGACGGUUGAAGACGGAGCCGAGAUCACCUUAACCUAAAACGAGCCGUGGUUACUCGACACGGGUGCUCCGGCGUGUUUGUUUUGAGCAGCUCUUCUUGUUCCUCCUCUAACAAGCAUCAGCACCAGGCUACCUGUCAGAAACGCGGAGCCGCGGAUCGAGCCCAUCUCCGCACGCUUCUGGACAUGGAAAAGACUCUGGAGGAUGCCCUGACAUCGGCCGCGGCGAACGGGAACACGGCGGACGUGGAGGCUCUGCUGCGGGCAGGAGCUCAAGUUAACGGACCGAACCGCUUCGGGCGAACCCCUCUGCAGGUGAUGAUGAUGGGGAGCACGUCGGUGGCCGAGGCGUUACUGAGCCGUGGAGCUGAUCCCAACGUGAAAGACAGAAGCACCGGGACGACGCCGCUGCACGACGCGGCCAGGACGGGCUUCGUGGACACCGUGCGGCUGCUGGUCGAGUCCGGGGCUGACCCGCAGGCCAGGGACAAUAAAAACUGUCUGCCAGUUGAUUUGGCCAGACAAAACGGCCACGCAGAUGUUGUCGCGUUCCUGGAGAAUCUGUGAAAAAUAAUAUACUCGGACACUUUUUUAUUAUUAUCAUUAUUAUUAUUAUUGUUAUUAUUAUUUAAUUCCCGCUGGUGGCUGUGAGCUUGGAGGCCCCUGCGGACCGGGGGCCUGGAGAGGCCUGAAGCAGCCUGAAUUGAGGAUUGUCGGAUUUCGUUGUUGACUGUGUUUAGUUGUAUUUAUUUAGUUAGGUCGUUAUUUUAUUUUUAACGAAAUUUAACGGUCUGCUCUUACGUUGUUGGUUUUAGUGGUUAUGUUAAUGACAAAGAUCUUCCGCCUUACCACGGAUGGGGCAUGUAGUUCGCCGGUGUUUUUUUUUUUUUUUUUUUUUAAAAAAAGCUUCCGUUUUUGUUUUUUUGUUUUUUAACCCCAAAUCCUCUUAACAUACCCGCAUUUUGGAUGUCUUUCUAUGCCAAAUAGCACAAAAGCCACUAAAACCGUUUUGCACAUUUGGACAUAACGUUAAUGCACUAAUAUUUAAGCAUUAUGCCCUCGCUGCAGACACUUUGACUCCAAAUUAUACGUGUAUAAAAUUAGAGAUAAUCUGUUAUGCACUUUAAUACGUUUUCGUUUUUGAAGGUAUCUGUGUUUUAUGCCGGUUUUAAAAAAAAUGGCUGUGCUUUAUACUAUACAAAAAAAGUAAAUAAAAAAUAAAGAAAGUAUAACAACAAAAGAGAAUUCAACGACCUUUCAUUUGAAUCCAGUUGGGAGUUUAGCAGUGAAUAAAUAUCCUGCAGCAAGGAAGCAGUGUGUAACCUCAGGGAAGCCUUUACACUGAACAGGUUUAGCUAUCUCCUCUUAGAUCGCAUUGCAAACAUUAUGCUCAUGAUCAUGAGUUCCGGUGGCCUCAGGUGACUUCCAGGAAGAACGUGGGGCUAUUUUUAUUUAUUGUAUUUAUUUUCUGAGAUCAAGUGCCAUUACUAGAGCAGACCAUGCAGAUGUUUCUUUCGAGUUAAACAUUACCCUGGCUUAGUUUCCUCUGAGUACAUUUUAUGGCUUUAUGUAGAGGGUGAGUUGACAACACACUAAAAAAAAUCCCCACACGCCCCAAGGGAGACGAUAUUCAGCUUCAAGCUAUCACUUUAACAUGAGCACGGACCGUUUUUAAAUUCAAGUCGCAUAAAAAGCAACGGCAUACUUGCUUCCCAGCAAAAAGUCCAGCUUCAAGAUCAGUACAAUUCACCCGUGAACCGCACAUUCACUUAGAAUCCGAAACACUUCAGUCAAAAUCUCUUAGUUUUUAUUUAGACAACGUGUAACUUUAUUAAUCCUGUGUAGAAGAAUUGAAAAAUACACAGAAGCAGAGGAAGUUAACGUCAAGAAAAAUGCACUUAACCUCCUGAGACCAGAGCUUUUGUUUGGUAUGCAUUUUUACAUUCUCCAUUUCUCUUUAUUUGGGAAGUAUAAAAACACUAACCAUCACGUUUGAACGGGAAGUAGGUUUUGGAAAAAAAAAAACGUCCUCGUGUGUGUAUAUUUCACUCAAUAUUAUAUUAGUCACCAAUACAUCUGUUAAUUCUCAUGUCUGAACGUCGUGCAACUAAUAAGCAACAUUACAGCUCGUUACUAUUGAUCAAAUUUGUUACAGUUGCAUGUCAUAUUAAACUAGAAAAGUUAAUAACCAUAAAUAAACAUGUGUCUACUGUAAAAUCUGAUGAGGUUUGGACCCUUGUCCACUUUUGUUACAUGAUCGGUUGCAGAAUGAACCCACUGAAAUGCCCCCAUCAUGUUUUUACACCAACUAGCAUCUAGUAAUGAGGAUAAAAGUCUAAAUGAAGCAGAAUAAGCUGCAACAAACCUAAAACUUAAUGUCCCCAUAUGCGGACGCAGGGUCUCAGGAGGUUAAGAUGAUGUAUUAAGGCUGUAAUAGCACAUGGUACAUUGCACAAAAUUAUACUGUGUAAUGGUUGAAACAUCCUAAUGUAAUCCUUCUUAGAUCGGUAUGUUAUUGUAAAUGCAGUCAGUUCAGUAUAUGAAAUAAAUAUAUGAAUGUGAAUGAUAACGGUUUUGAUUAAUGGAAGAUGUAACAUUUAUGAAAAGCAAAUAAAAACGGAAGUCAUAUCAAAAU